GAGACUAGCCCUGUUACACUGUCCAGAGGGAGCCAUGGCCACAGACAACCCCGUGGAAAGUCUCCAGGAGGAAGCUUCAUGCCCCAUCUGUCUGGAGUAUUUUAAGGACCCAGUGAUUAUAGACUGUGGGCACAAUUUCUGCCGAGCCUGCAUCACCCAGUGCUGGGAGGGAUCGAAUACAGCCGUCUCCUGCCCUCAGUGCAGAGAAACUGUGCAACAGGGAAACCUCAGGCCGAACAGGCGGCUGGCAAAUGUUGUAGAAAUAGCCAAAUGGUUGAGAUUACAGGCAGCAAAGGGAGCAGGAGAGGAGAGGUUGUGUGGGGAACACCAGGAGACUCUGAAACUGUUCUGUGAAGAGGCUCAAAGUUCUGUCUGUUUGGUUUGCCAUCUGUCCCGGGAUCACAGAGAUCACACGGUGGUUCCCAUAGAGGAGGCUGUGCAGGAGUACAAGGAAAAAAUUCAGGCCCAUUUGAAGGCUCUGCGGGAAGAGAGAGAAAAGCUGCUGGGAUUGAAAGUGACUGGAGAGGGGAAAAGCCAGGAGUAUCUGAAACAAACACAAACCGAGAGGCAGAAGAUUGUGUCUGAAUUUCAGCAACUGCGGCAGUUCCUGGAGGAACAAGAGCGACUCCUGCUGGCUCAGCUUGAGAAGCUGGACGAGGAGAUUGUGAGGAUCCAGAAUGAAAAUAUCACCAAACUCUCCAAGCAGAUUUCCUGUCUCAGUGAGCAGAUCAGUGAGAUGGAGGGGAAGUGUCAGAAGCCAGCAAGUGAAUUCCUGCAGGAUGUCAGAAGCACCUUGAGCAGGUGUGAGAAGGGGAAGUUCCAGCAGCCAAAGGAAAUUUCUUCUGAACUGGAAGAGCGAGUCAGUGGUUUCUCCCAGAAAACUAUUGUGCUAUUGGAGGCUCUGAGGAAGUUCAAAGACACUCCGUCUGCACUGGAGACAAAAACAGGGGAACCCCUAGGAUCCGACAGACUGGUGAAUGUGACUCUGGAUCCAGACACGGCUCAUCCCCAACUCGUCCUAUCUGAGGAUUGGAAAUGUGUGAGAUGUGGAGACACACGGCAGCAACUGCCCAACAACCCUGAGAGAUUUGACAUUGAGCCCUGUGUGCUGGGCUGUGAGGGAUUUACCUCAGGGAGACAUUGCUGGGAGGUGGAGGUGGGAGUUGGGGGAGGCUGGGCUGUGGGGGUGGCCAGAGAGUCUGUGGGGAGGAAGGGAUGGAUCAGCCUUAACCCUAAGGGAGGAAUCUGGGCUGUUAGGCAGUGUGGGGGUCAGUUCCGGGCUCUCACCUCCCCUGUGACCCCCCUACCCCUGUGCCGGGCCCCCAGCAGGAUCUGGGUUUGUUUGGACUGUGACCGGGGGCAGGUGACAUUUAUUGUUGCUGGUGACGAGGCCCCGAUCUUCACUUUCCCACCGGGCUCCGUCCCUGGGGAGAUAAUCCGACCCUGGCUCUGGGUGGGGGGAUCCCAACUCAGACUGUGUCCCUGAGACACUGGGGGGGGGACACAAUAUUCCACUGGGGACCCUGAGAUCAGCCUCUCUAUCCUCACACACCCUAAUCUCUGUGACCACUAUAGAGAGCAUUUAGUGAGCGAGCUAGAGAAGCCAAUCUCAUCACUGUCCCAGGGAUUGUGCAGCCUGUUUGCCACUGUCCUCUAUGAUGCAUGAGGGCUCUGGGGAUCCUGGGUCAGACAGUGCCACUGAGACAUGUGAAGGGGAACAGCCCACUGGGAAUGAAACAAGUCAUUGAAACAAGUCAAUGAAACUAGCCACACUCAUCCUACCCCCUAUGGCCUGGAGGACUCCUGUCUUCCCAAUUGUGACGUUAUUGACAUGAACUGUGACCGUAUAGAUCAUUGUUUCAACCAGGGUCCUAUGGCUGCACCAGAUCUUGUACAGAGGCGGUCAAGUGGGGUUUCUAUGGAAAGGCUGUAGUUUGCUGGUUAUGAUUAUGCUGUCUGUACUUGUGUAUCAUUUUUGUAUUUGAAGUUAUGAAUAUUGGCUA
This is a messenger RNA of Terrapene triunguis (Three-toed box turtle), 2003 nucleotides long. Its product is annotated as zinc finger protein RFP-like. The record is from RefSeq and is a predicted model, not a curated record. Gene Ontology annotation, molecular function: protein binding; zinc ion binding. Lineage: Eukaryota; Metazoa; Chordata; Testudines; Emydidae.